AUGACAAAUCCAAGUGUCUUAGACCUUACUUUAGCCACAGAUUCAGUAUCUCCCUAUAUCACUGAUUGGCAAGUCCUCCCUGAUCUUGGAUCAGACCACUUAAGCAUUCUCUUUGAAGUAAAGGGCACUUUAUCCCGUACAACGAAUAUAGCUCAGCCAGCAAGAUUCAACACAAAACUUGCGGAUUGGGAAAAAUUCGCGAAUACCCUCAAAUCGAAAAUAUCGAUAUCAACCACCUUAAAUUCGAGUGAAUACCUUAAUAUCGCUACCUCAGAAUCCAACUCUCUUGAUUCCCUUCUCGACAAGAGCCAAUACAUACAAGUAUUGGAUGAAGCUGCAAAAGAAUUCACCCGAAUAAUCACUUAUUCGGCUGAAACCAGUAUACCGAGAAUCAAGUCCACAAAAAGAGCUAAACCCUGGUGGUCCCCAGAGCUGAAAGCCCUUCGAAAACGACUCUCUAAUGCAUUUGAGAACGCCAAGCUUUACCCGGAAGACGAUAUGUUCAAGAAAAUCUACCAGUCAGCCAGGAAUCAUUACUUCCAAGCUAUUAAAACAGCAAAGAAAAACUAUUGGAAUGAGUUCCUUGAAAAAGAGGAUACCCAAUCCAUAUUCAAGGCAAUGUCAUACACAAAAGAUAUACAAACCGAACGAAUCCCGAAUAUUCGAUCCAAUCCCUCUAAACUAGAAAAUUCUUUCGAGGGAAAAUGCUCUGCAUUUAGAUCGACCCUAUUUCCUCCUCCUCCAUUCACCCCAUCGCCCAAUUGGGAAAGCUAUAAACAAUCUAAGAAAUGGGAAUGGCCUGAUCUUAUAGAGAGCGAACUCCUAAACGCGUGCUCUGCAAAAAUCAAAGGAAAGACCCCUGGCCCCGAUGGGAUCACUCAAGAUAUCAUUAUUCAAGCGUACAAAGCAAUACCAAAAGCAUUCUUCACCCUCUUCAGUCAUCUUAUCAACCUUGGUUACCAUCCUUCUUGCUGGAAACAAGCCACUGGAGCGAUACUCAAGAAACCUUCAAAACCAGACUAUUCGGCCCCAAAAGCUUAUAGAGUUAUCGCCCUACUAAAUUGCCUUGGCAAGAUAAGUGAAAGAAUUCUGGCUUAA
This is a messenger RNA of Sclerotinia sclerotiorum 1980 UF-70, 1098 nucleotides long. RefSeq lists its product as hypothetical. The record is from RefSeq and is a predicted model, not a curated record. NCBI's taxonomy places the organism in Eukaryota, Fungi, Ascomycota, Leotiomycetes, Helotiales, Sclerotiniaceae. The transcript has a single exon. Bases 1 to 1098 code for a protein of 365 amino acids.